Messenger RNA from Fusarium fujikuroi IMI 58289, 1488 nucleotides. Its product is annotated as related to oxalate decarboxylase. Lineage: Eukaryota; Fungi; Ascomycota; Sordariomycetes; Hypocreales; Nectriaceae. The coding region runs from base 1 to 1488 and encodes 495 amino acids. Gene Ontology annotation, biological process: oxalate metabolic process. The transcript is spliced from 3 exons. The record is from RefSeq and is a predicted model, not a curated record.
AUGGUACAUCGUAGCACCUUCUUCAAAGCCUUGGUGGCUUCACUUUCAAUCGCCCCAGGCUCAGCCCUCCCUGCCCCUCAAAUGGGCGAUUAUGGGGAGAAUAAAGGACCCGUAGGGGGAGUCAAGCCUCCAACACCAACAGUCACCUCGACCAGCGGUUCGCUGUACGGCGACUCCAGCUUGCUCGGCGGCAACGCUCCUCUUCCAGACCCUGAGCAGGAUUCUGCCAUCGUCAAAGACCCAAAGCUUGCCAAUGGCCAGGAAGCUGACCCCAAGCUCGGGCUCUAUCUGGAUUUUGAUGGUGUAGAUGUUCCCCAGCCAAUCCGUGGCAAGCUCGGUGCCACAGAUCCUGGUCCCCGAACUUACGACUAUGAGAGACUCAACCCCGAUCUUUUUGCUCCUCCUGGUACAGAUGCUGGAGAUGUCCCCAAUGCCAUGUGGCCGCUUGGUCUUUCCCACAAUCGUCUUGGUAGUGAAGCUGGCGCCGGAUGGGCUCGACAGCAGAACCAGGAUGUCCUUCCUGCUGCUACUGCCAUGGCUGGAGUCGACAUGCGUCUUGCUCCGAAUGCGUAUCGCGAGCUGCACUGGCACACCGCUAAUGAGUGGGCAUUGGUUACGAAAGGCUGUCUGCGUGUCGCUGCUGUCAAUGACGAGGGCAAAAGCUUUGUCGAUGAUCUCUGUGAAGGUGACGUCUGGUUCUUCCCUGCUGGCGUACCUCACAGUCUCCAAGCUUUUGACAAGGGCGUGGAGUUUUUGCUGGUCUUUGAUCAGGGCACCUUCUCUGAAGAUGAGACAUUCCUUGUAUCUGAGUUGUUCUUGCGAAACCCUGUCUCCGUUCUGGCAAAGAACUUUGAGACCGAGACAACGGCCUUUGAUAACAUCCCCAAGGAUGAGCUCUAUAUUUUCAACGGAACACCAGCACCGAAGGAUAUUGAGAAACAAAACGUGACGGGUUCAGCUGGAGCAUUGACCGGCAAUGGCUCAUACACGUACCAUUGGUCUCAGCAGAAGCCCCAUACCGUACCCGGAGGCUCUGUCAAGAUCAUUGACCCUACGACCUUCCCAAUCGCCAAAGGCUUCUCAGCCGCCCUUGUUGUCGUUCAGCCCGGUGCACUCCGUGAGAUCCACUGGCAUACUACCUCUGACGAGUGGAGUUACUUCCUCCAGGGCAGCGGUCGAAUCACCGUUUUCAAAGCAGCUUCAUCCGCCCGCACCUUCGAUUUCACUGCUGGUGGCGUUGGAUAUAUCCCUGCUGCAAACUCUCACUAUGUUGAGAAUACUGGAACGGAGGACUUGAUCUUUCUCGAGGUUCUUCAGGCGCCCAAGUUCUCAGAUGUUUCGGUGGCACAAUGGUUGGCUUUGACACCCAAACAGAUUGUCAAGGAUCAUCUGAAGGUUUCGGAUAAGUUUUUGGACUCGUUGCCCAAGGAGAAGCAAUUCAUCAAGACGGGAGACGUGAAUAUGACGGCCAUUGCAGACGAAGCCUAG